Hibiscus syriacus is the source of this 2293-nucleotide messenger RNA. RefSeq lists its product as uncharacterized. Bases 195 to 2081 code for a protein of 628 amino acids. NCBI's taxonomy places the organism in Eukaryota, Viridiplantae, Streptophyta, Magnoliopsida, Malvales, Malvaceae. The record is from RefSeq and is a predicted model, not a curated record. The transcript has 3 exons.
AAAGGAGAAAAAAAAAAACAGAGCAAGAGCCGCAACAAGUGGCGAUGGAAAUUUGAGUCUUGGGAGGCUGACCAAGAGAAGAACACGAGCGAAAACAAAGAGCCAAUAAUAUCAGUGGAGAAUGAGUGAAGAAAGAACCCACAGUUUUAAAUUUUGAAAACACACAGAGAGAGAAUGUGUGUGUGUGUACAGUGAUGGAAAGAAAAGAGAAAAGUGUAGAGAGUGAAGGGGAAAAUCAAGAUUUCAUGGCGAAAAAGUUGAAAGGCGGGUUGCUGGUAGGGAAAAGAGCUGGCCCCUCUACUCCUUCACCCAUUUGGCGACUCGAGUUCUCUCCUCAAAAUGCCACUACCCCAGAGUUCCUCCAACUUCCCAAUGGAUCUUCUGUUUCCGCCCGAAAACUCUGUGCCAAUCUUUGGGACCUUCACCCUCAUUACUCACUUCCCACUUUGCACAAACGAGCUUCCAAGCUUCGGCUACACCAUUUUAAACACAAGGGUUUUGAUGCUGCUGCUGAUCCUCCUCAUACUCCCCUUGAUCAGCCAGCAAGUGCAAGUAGCUUGAGGAAGCAUAGUUCGGCAUCACCGAUGCAACAUGCUCGAUUGGUUGAAAGAAAUGGCCAUGCUCCACAGCCUGUAUCUCUUGCUAGUUGCGGAAGCUCACUGGAGAUAGCGCCUUAUGACCCUGCGGUCGCUCCGUCUACUUCUUUGGAUUUCAAGGGAAGGUCUGAGAGAUCAAGUUAUAGCCUUAAGACACCAACGGAGCUGCUCAAGGUACUCAACCGAAUCUGGUCUCUUGAAGAACAACAUAUAUCAAACAUGUCGUUGGUAAAUGCUCUGAAAACGGAGCUGGGUCAUUCUCGGGGUCGGAUCAAAGAGUUGUUGCGAGAGCAGCAAACAGAAAGGCAGGAAAUGGACAAUUUAAUGAAGCAAGUUACGGAGGAUAAGUUCAUUAGGAAGAACAAAGAGCAAGAUAAAGUCAAAGCUGUCGUUCAGCUGGUGAGAGAUGAGCUGGAAAACGAGAGGAGGUUAAGAAAGCGCUCCGAAAGCAUGCACCGAAAGCUAGCUCGAGAUCUCUCGGGGCUAAGAUCUUCUUUCGCUAAUGCUUUGAAAGAACUCGAGAGAGAGAGAAAAGCACGAAUUCUAUUGGAGAACUUGUGUGAUGAGUUUGCUAGGGGAGUUAGAGAAUACGAACAGGAGAUGCGGUUCCUUAAGCACAAGCAUGAGAUCGAUCACGUUGAUGGAGAAAAACCUGAGCGGCUAAUUCUCCAUAUGUCAGAGGCAUGGCUUGAUGAGCGGAUGCAAAUGAAACUAGCCGAAGGUCAAACUGAUCUUGCAGAAAAGAAUUCCAUCGUUGACAAGUUAAGCCUCGAUAUUGAAACUUUUCUUGAAGCCAAACGCUCCCCCGGGUCAAGGAAAAGUGGUCCUAAAGGGAAAUGCUCACAUCAACAUUCUUUAGAGUCUUUUCCGUUAAAUGAAGCUGUUAGUGCCCCUCAUGGUGCAGUUGAUGAACAAUAUUCCAGUGAUAGCGAUUUGCAGUGUUAUGAACCCAAAAAACCAGUCAGCAGAGUUCUAAGCAAGGGGAGCUGUAAACUUCAAGGGGACAAUGCUUUAGUAUGCCAUGGUGAAGAAUUAGGAAACCGAAAUUCGAUAAGGAAAAAGGCACAGUCUCAGGAUGCCGUCAAGAGCAGUAAAUCUUGCAGUUUCCGAGGCCGGUUUGACGAACAAUUGGCUAAUGGAGAGACUAGCCAUGAUAACAAGGUGAAACGGAACGGGAGCCGUGGACUGUGCUCUAUUAAUGUGCUUGAUAGCUUAAUCAGAAACCAUUCCUUGUCCUCAGAAGGUGACAAAGUACAUCCUGAGUGUAGUUUGAGGGAAGACUCGUGUGUUCAAUCCGUAUUCAAAGGUCGUGCUAGUCCAGUUCAACAAUGGGUCUCGAAGUUGUCGUCUCCCGAUUUCAAGAAAACAGAUUCUUGCCUGACAUUGCCUCCGGGUUUUAAGGAGAACACCCUGAAAGCAAAACUACUAGAAGCAAGACUAGAAGGCCAGCAAUCUCGUGCAAAAGCCGCAAAGGGCUCGACGUAGGGUUGAUGUUAAAUGUGGUUGGUUGAGACACAACAUGAUGGAAGAUCUUCCCAGAGACCGAGACCGAGGAUUGUGAUUCUAGUUUAUUGUACACAAACUUUUGUUUUAGGCCUAUAAUAAUGGGAUUAGAUGUGUAAUGAGAAAUUCAAUGUUAUCCCAGCGAAGAACGCAUGCCCAUUUGUUUAAAGGAUGAUGCUAUGAUAUGAUGACGC